Pipistrellus nathusii (Nathusius's pipistrelle) is the source of this 3144-nucleotide messenger RNA. Lineage: Eukaryota; Metazoa; Chordata; Mammalia; Chiroptera; Vespertilionidae. The record is from the annotation of a GenBank genome assembly.
AUGACGGACCACAUCCCGCUGCAGCCGGUGCGCCCGAAGCGGCGGAUGGACAGCAGGCCCCGCGCCGGGUGCUGUGAGUGGCUGAGAUGCUGUGGUGGGGGAGAGCCCAGGCCCCGCACGGUCUGGCUGGGGCACCCCGAGAAGAGGGAUCAGCGGUACCCCCGAAAUGUCAUCAACAACCAGAAGUACAACUUCUUCACCUUCCUUCCUGGGGUGCUGUUCAACCAGUUCAAGUACUUUUUCAACCUCUACUUCUUACUCCUCGCCUGCUCCCAGUUUGUACCUGAGAUGAGGCUUGGUGCGCUCUACACCUACUGGGUCCCCCUGGGCUUCGUGUUGGCCGUCACCAUCAUCCGGGAGGCGGUGGAGGAAAUCCGAUGCUACCUGCGGGACAAGGAAGUCAACUCGCAGGUCUACAGCCGGCUCACACUGAGAGGGACCGUGAAGGUGAAGAGUGCCAACAUCCAAGUGGGAGACCUUAUCAUCGUGGAAAAGAACCAGCGGGUGCCUGCUGACAUGAUCUUCCUGAGGACAUCAGAAAAGAACGGGUCUUGCUUCCUGCGGACGGACCAGCUGGACGGGGAGACGGACUGGAAGCUGCGGCUCCCGGUGGCCUGCACGCAGCGGCUCCCCACGGCCGCCGACCUUCUUCAGAUCCGAUCGUAUAUCUACGCGGAAGAGCCAAGCAUCGACAUCCACAACUUCGUGGGGACGUUUACCAGGGAGGACAGCGACCCUUCGGUCAGCGAGAGCCUGAGCAUCGAGAACGCGCUCUGGGCGGGCACCGUCAUCGCCUCAGGAACUGUGGUGGGUGUCGUUCUCUACACGGGCAGAGAGCUCCGGAGCGUCAUGAAUACCUCAAACCCCCGGAGUAAGAUCGGCCUGUUUGACCUGGAGGUGAACUGCCUCACGAAGAUCCUCUUCGGUGCUCUGGUGGUGGUGUCGCUGGUCAUGGUGGCCCUUCAGCACUUCGCUGGUCGCUGGUACCUGCAGAUCAUCCGCUUCCUCCUCUUGUUCUCCAACAUCAUCCCCAUCAGUUUGCGUGUGAACCUGGACAUGGGCAAGAUCGUGUACAGCUGGGUGAUUCGGAGGGAUUCAAAAAUCCCGGGGACGGUGGUCCGCUCCAGCACGAUCCCCGAGCAGCUGGGGAGGAUCUCCUACCUGCUCACGGACAAGACGGGAACUCUCACCCAGAACGAGAUGGUUUUCAAGCGGCUCCAUCUGGGCACUGUGGCGUACGGCCUCGACUCGAUGGACGAAGUGCAGAGCCACAUCUUCAGCGUCUACACCCAGCAGUCCCAGGACCCGCCCGCUCAGAAGGGCCCCACGAUCGCCACCAAAGUCCGUCGCACCAUGAGCAGCCGCGUGCACGAGGCGGUGAAGGCCAUCGCGCUCUGCCACAACGUGACUCCCGUGUACGAGUCCAAUGGCGUGACCGACCAGGCCGAGGCCGAGAAGCAGUAUGAGGACUCGUGCCGUGUGUACCAGGCGUCCAGCCCGGACGAGGUGGCCCUGGUACAGUGGACCGAAAGUGUGGGCUUAACCCUGGUGGGCCGGGACCAGUCUUCCAUGCAGCUGAGGACCCCUGGCGACCAGAUCCUGAACUUCACCAUCUUGCAGAUCUUCCCCUUCACCUACGAGAGCAAGCGCAUGGGCAUCAUCGUGAGGGACGAGUCCACGGGGGAAAUUACCUUCUACAUCAAGGGCGCCGACGUGGUCAUGGCUGGCAUCGUGCAGUACAACGACUGGCUGGAGGAAGAGUGUGGGAACAUGGCCCGCGAGGGGCUGCGGGUGCUCGUGGUGGCGAAGAAGUCUCUGGCCGAGGAGCAGUACCAGGACUUCGAGGCUCGCUACGUGCAGGCCAAGCUGAGCGUGCACGACCGCUCCCUCAAAGUGGCCACGGUGAUCGAGAGCCUGGAGAUGGAGAUGGAGCUGCUGUGCCUGACGGGGGUGGAGGACCAGCUGCAGGCGGACGUGAGGCCCACGCUGGAGACGCUGCGGAACGCCGGCAUCAAGGUUUGGAUGCUGACGGGGGACAAGCUGGAGACUGCCACGUGCACAGCCAAGAACGCGCAUCUGGUGACCAGAAACCAGGACAUCCACGUGUUCCGGCUGGUGACCAACCGCGGCGAGGCCCACCUCGAGCUGAACGCCUUCCGCAGGAAGCACGACUGCGCCCUGGUCAUCUCGGGAGACUCCCUGGAGAUCUGCCUCAAGUACUACGAGUACGAGUUCAUGGAGCUGGCCUGCCAGUGCCCGGCCGUGGUCUGCUGUCGCUGCGCCCCCACGCAGAAGGCCCAGAUCGUGCGCCUGCUGCAGGAGCGCACCGGGAAGCUCACCUGCGCAGUCGGUGACGGCGGCAAUGACGUCAGCAUGAUUCAGGAAUCCGACUGCGGCGUGGGCGUGGAGGGGAAGGAGGGAAAGCAGGCCUCGCUGGCUGCCGACUUCUCCAUCACCCAGUUCAAGCACCUCGGCCGGCUGCUCAUGGUGCACGGCCGCAACAGCUACAAGCGCUCGGCCGCCCUCAGCCAGUUCGUGAUCCACCGGAGCCUGUGCAUCAGCACCAUGCAGGCUGUCUUCUCCUCUGUGUUCUACUUCGCCUCCGUUCCUCUGUACCAAGGAUUCCUCAUCAUUGGGUAUUCCACCAUCUACACCAUGUUCCCUGUGUUUUCUCUGGUCCUGGACAAGGACGUCAAAUCAGAAGUCGCCAUGCUGUAUCCUGAGCUCUACAAGGAUCUCCUCAAGGGACGGCCGCUGUCCUACAAGACAUUCUUAAUAUGGGUUUUGAUUAGCAUCUAUCAAGGGAGCACCAUCAUGUACGGGGCACUGCUGCUCUUCGAGUCCGAGUUCGUGCACAUCGUGGCCAUCUCCUUCACGUCGCUGAUCCUCACGGAGCUGCUCAUGGUGGCCUUGACCAUCCAGACCUGGCACUGGCUCAUGACGGUGGCCGAGCUGCUCAGCCUGGCCUGCUACGUGGCCUCGCUGGUGUUCCUGCACGAGUUCAUCGACGUGUACUUCAUCGCCACGCUGUCCUUCCUGUGGAAAGUGUCCGCCAUCACGCUGGUCAGCUGCCUGCCCCUCUACAUCCUCAAGUACCUGCGCAGACGGUUCUCGCCGCCCAGCUACUCCAAGCUCACCUCCUAG